Molecule: messenger RNA, 2882 nt
Organism: Podospora pseudocomata
Lineage: Eukaryota; Fungi; Ascomycota; Sordariomycetes; Sordariales; Podosporaceae
Gene: ROX3
Product: RNA polymerase II holoenzyme/mediator subunit
Exons: 3
Coding region: 628-1656 (342 amino acids)
Biological process (GO): regulation of transcription by RNA polymerase II
Cellular component (GO): mediator complex
Molecular function (GO): transcription coregulator activity
Source: RefSeq, a predicted model, not a curated record
GAGAGUGGGCUCGUGUGGGUUAGAGUGGGGCGCGUGGCAGAAAGAGACUUCCGCACUGUCCAGUUCUGGGAGCGGCCAAGUGACCGAACGGCUUCUACCAAGGAAGGCGAGCACCGCAGCACCUCCUCUCCUCCAUCAUCAUCCAUCAAACCUCACAACCGCCCAUCGCCCAACCGCCUCAUUCAAUCGCCCAGAGCCCCAGAAGAGGCCCGCGACCGCCGAAAAACACCGAUUCCCGUCAUAUAGAACGGUCUGAAAGCAUUCACCGGCCCGAAAUCCGAUUUUUCGAGUCCGCCGCUGCAGCAGGAGGAGUGCAUGUUGCUGGAUUGAGGUUCUGCGAAGCCGUCGUCGGCGCUUUCGCGCGACUCGCCCACAACAACCUCCUCCCCCGCCCCAGGCCCUUCCCGCAUCGCAUCUCCGACUUUUCCAUCGAGCGAAGCGGUCUAUCAUCCCCAGGCCGCCAUCUUCUUUGCGAAUCCGAUACCGACCGCUUGUUUGUGGUUCAAUUUUUUUUCUUUGUCCGUGUCGCCACUCCGCUCGGGUGACGGUCGCGCCAAGGAUUUUCUCUCGGUCACCCUUACCAUCCCGACCACAUCGCAUCAUCUCGCCAUUGUCGGUCGGUCCAUCAUGUCCUUCCACCCUCAGACUCCGCAAAGCCCCUCGCAAUUCUCUCCUGGCACGAGCGACCAGAAUAUGAGCAUGAGCAGCUCCAUGACCUCCAUCACGACCGCUCUGCCGACUCCUGCCCACAGCGUAAACGGAAGCACAUUACCCACCGACGCCUCCCAGGACGUCGUCAUGGGCGGAGACUCCCCCCACAAGCGCAAGCGAGCCUUUGACGAUCUCGGCGAUAGACAGCAGAAGAAGGUGCACAGCGAGGGCCGCAAACUUGGUAUUGAUGACCUGCACCUUGAUGUGGGCGAGAAAUACCUCCUUUGCAGAACUCCCCAUCCUACGCCGCGCCCGCAUGUGUCGGAAGAUCUCUUUGAGCUCUACGGCUUGGGACCUCUUGCCGACUCGGUAGCCCGCGUGCUUCCGAACGGUGAGAAGAAUGCGAUCAGGAAGACGUACAAGGGUUUCAUCAAGAAGCUCGGCGUUCAAGGCCACUUCGACUCGGUCAAGCAAGAUCCCCACCGCGAGGAUAGCAUGCUCUGGUUGAUGCAGGUGCCCGAGGAUGUUUGGGAUGCAAGAUACGUCAGGGGCAAGGAUAUUCACCACGGAUUCAACCCCGAGGUCAAGAGCAAGCUGAUGCGUGCUACCACUAUGAGCAAGGGUGUCGUUCCCAAGAGUGUCUGGGACAGCUCGGUCUUGGGCGAGAUUGGCCCCGGCAAGGGCGACAGAGCCAUGUCUUCUGCCAGACCUACCGCACCCAACACCCCGCUCAACCUUGGAGGGUCUCAACAGCCUCGUAUCAAGGUUGGCACUCCGGUCGCUGCCCAGGAUAGGGCCAAGCGUGCCGUCAAGAAGAGAAGCUACGGUGACAGCAGCUUCGAAGGCUACGGCGAAGGCUUUCCAGACGAUGACACAGGCGCUGCGUCAGGCUACUCUACUGGAGAGGGUGAUAUGGCGUCUGGGAACAAGCGCAGAAAAAAGACCCAUGGAGUCUCACAGGCCCAUCCUCAAGCCCGGCAACCGGUCUAUGGCGCUGGAACUUAGGAGUCUCCAGCUGCUGAGUCCAGCCAGCCGCCGCCCGAGCGUGUCACCAAGUCGCAGACUGCUACCAAAAAGCAAACUGCAAACGGUGGUGCCAAAGCACAGGGACGAGGACGCCGGCCACGUGCCGAUUAGAAAAGCCACACCUACCAGUGUUCAGGGUGAUACCUGGUGUACCGGUUGACGAUGACCUUGGCUCGCCCGCGACGCAUCAUACAAUGUUUUGCCUUGUCUUGCCUCUUUGCGCGGAGAGUUGACAACCGAGACGAAAAGACGGUCACAGCUUUUGGAGCCUUUUCUUUGCAACGAAUGUGGUCGGCAGCAACAGCGAUUGGUAUCGACCCGCGUACUUGAGACGCUAGCUGCAUAGUUGAUGAGUACGGCAUCGAUUUGAUCAAAACAUACCCAUCAACUUGAAUUUCCGGUAUCCGUCAGUCUAUACGGCCUUGUCUCAAUCGCAAUCAACGGAUCCUUUCGCGUUUGUUGGAUGGCUUUCGUUGUCGAGCAGAGGGCAUUGGCUUUGUGGGUUCACCACAAUCGUGGGCUAACAUCGAGGGCAUCAUCGGGGGACACAAGAAACACUGAUAUUUUGCAUUUUGCAAAUUUGAUUUUUCAGCAAGGCGUUGGGGUUUAAGGUUCUGUCUUUUUAUUUUACAUUUAAUUUGAUAUUCCCCGGGGGAGGGAACAACACAAAACAACAAACAAACAAGCUUUAUACCGUUUGGGGGACCAGGGUUACUUGAGGCAUUUCAUCGUUCUUGACAUUUGGCGAGGUGGGGGCGGGGGAAACGUUCACAAAGAUCAUACCAAGGACAUGAGAAACAUGAUGAGAGGGUACAUUGGCGGGCUUUGAUUAUUCUGACGCGCGCGAGGUUCUAUAUUAUUGUUUUUCUUUGCUGAGGGGCAGCAGGACAGGGGACCUACAUGACCAACCGAGGACCGAGGCCGGGAUCAUAAGGAAACGGGUUUAUGAAAAGGGGGUUUAGAGAGGGUUGACCGGCUGGCUUCUUCUUUUUUUAUGAGAGGAAUUUUGAUAUCGCAGGGGGUGGUGGGUGAGUUUCCUGGUCUAUAUGGUCUGUGGUUUUGGGGUUGGUGAGGUUGCUGCUUUUGUCUUCCGGGGGAAGGCAAGAUGAUGUGGUGGGGAGUAGGGAGAGAUGGUGGUGAGGUUAGGUGAUGAUGGGGUGUGAGAAGGAGGGAGUGGAAAAGCGAUAAUAAAGCAGCGUUUGCUA